GGUCCUGCCCUUCCCCGGUCGCAGGGGCAAAACCGUCCAGCUCAGAAAACACCCCAUCAGCGCCGUGGCCCUCUCGUCUUCUUCCCCCGCCCCCCCUCCCACGCGCUCCUCAGAUCAGAUCGGCGAGGCCAAAUCCCAAGCGGAGGAGCGAAAUCUCGAGCGCUCGUGCCGGCGACUCCGACUGCGGCACGAGAGCUUCCCAGGGUUCCGUUUAUCUUCGCAGCAUCAGCGGCAGCGGCAGAAGGAAGGAAGAUGGUUGCGUUCAGCGGCGAUGAGACCGCCCCCUUCUUCGGCUUCCUCGGCGCCGCCGCGGCGCUCGUCUUCUCAUGCAUGGGGGCGGCGUACGGGACGGCCAAGAGUGGCGUCGGAGUGGCGUCCAUGGGUGUCAUGCGCCCGGAGCUCGUCAUGAAGUCCAUCGUGCCCGUGGUCAUGGCUGGUGUGCUCGGUAUCUACGGGCUCAUCAUUGCUGUCAUCAUCAGUACUGGGAUCAACCCCAAGGCCAAGCCGUACUACCUCUUUGAUGGAUAUGCUCACCUGUCAUCUGGCCUUGCCUGUGGUCUUGCUGGGCUUGCCGCUGGCAUGGCCAUUGGCAUUGUCGGUGAUGCUGGUGUCAGGGCAAACGCUCAGCAACCGAAGCUGUUCGUGGGCAUGAUCCUCAUCCUCAUCUUUGCCGAGGCGCUCGCGCUCUACGGUCUCAUCGUCGGCAUCAUCCUUUCAUCCCGCGCUGGCCAGUCGCGUGCAGACUAGGCGCCAUCCAGGUCUCAGAUACCAUGCCUGCCAUGGCUGGGCCUUGUUUUAUAUUCAUGAGACAAGAAGCUGGAGCUCUUUUAGCGGGAUAUUCUUAUUAUUCUGUCUAGUUUUCGAUCUUCUGUUUGGGUCCGAGAAAAAAAAACAUGCGCAGCCAAGGGAGGACUUUGCCCUUGUGGUGCCGAUGCCAUUCUUUCUCCGUCGUGGUGGGUUGUGGUCGAUGCUUAUUUAUGCACAGUUUUUGUUGGGGGAUAUGGCUGGACGGCGUUGUAAUUUGGUGAAUAAGAAUAAGCAAGGACAUGCAAUGCAACGAGUGUUGAGGACAACUUACUGUUCA
Molecule: messenger RNA, 1084 nt
Organism: Setaria italica (foxtail millet)
Lineage: Eukaryota; Viridiplantae; Streptophyta; Magnoliopsida; Poales; Poaceae
Product: V-type proton ATPase 16 kDa proteolipid subunit
Exons: 3
Coding region: 253-747 (164 amino acids)
Biological process (GO): proton transmembrane transport
Cellular component (GO): proton-transporting V-type ATPase, V0 domain
Molecular function (GO): proton-transporting ATPase activity, rotational mechanism
Source: RefSeq, a predicted model, not a curated record